UUGAUCAAAUGUAGGAGUCGUUUGUUAACUAUAUUAUGGAGCUGUAGAAAAUACAAAAUACAUUGAAUGAAAUAACGUUUAAGGAAAGAAGUUAGAAAGAAUGAAGAUGAUGUACUAUAAUGUAGCAGCUUGUCUACUUGUCAUCGCAGUGUCAAAUGACAUGGUAUUAUCAUGUCCUAGCGAUUGUUCCUGCAUCACAAAUAACAAUGGGGUAACUGUAGAUUGCAGUUCCAGAGGACUGACUGUUAUUCCACGAAACUUUCCAAAUGACUCAUACCGCAUAGAAAUGAAUAAUAAUCCCUUUACUACCAUAGAAAAAGGUACCUUUCAGAAUUUGACAUUACUAUAUAGUGUAUUAAUCUUUGGGUCUAACUUAUCAACAAUCGAAACAGGCGCGUUUAUUACUUUGCCGAAUCUUUAUAUCAUAGACUUAGAAGACAAUCACAUAACUAUAAUACAGCCAGGAGCAUUUAAACAUCUACCAGCGAUAUACGCUAUAUAUUUGUUCAGCAAUCAAAUAAAUGCAAUACAACGUGGAAUAUUUGACAACCUACAAGCGCUUAUCCGACUAUCGUUGUACAAUAAUCAAAUAACUGCACUACAACGUGGAAUGUUUGGCAACCUACAAGCACUUACCGAACUAGAUUUGCGUAACAAUCAAAUAACUACAAUACAGCAGGGAGCAUUUCAAACCUUAUCAGCACUGCAGACACUAGACUUGUUAGGAAACAAUCUGACAUUUAUCAAGAACGACACUUUCGAACAUAACACUAACUUACAAUAUUUGUAUCUUGAUCUAGUAUGUGAUUGUAACUUUCCCUUUUGGUCCUGGCUAAAAUCAAAAUCUUUGUUUAAUGAUGUUGGUACCUGUGUGGAUCGGGAUAAUAUAAAACUGUCAAGUCUACACGAAAGUGAUUUCGAUAAUUGUACCUACGUUUCGUGUUAUCCUGACUAUUGUUCAAAUGGUGGAUCUUGUAGUCAAAACAGCUAUGGUGAUUUAGUAUGCUCUUGUGUCGGCGGUUGGAUCGGUACUACAUGUACAGGUGAAUAGAAUAUUAACAGUAUAGAAAGAUUAUGAAUUUGAGAAUGAAAAUGGGGAAUGCUUCAAAGAGACAACAACCCGACAAAAUAGGAGACAACAUCAGGAGGCCACCAAUUGGUAUUUGAAACAGCUAGAAAAUCCCGCACCCGGAGUCGGGCUUCAGCUGGCCCCUAAACAAACAUGUGAACUAGUUCAGUGAUGACGGACGUCACACUUAACUUCAAGACAUAUAAAUGAACUAAAAUCUAAAAAAAAAACAUACAAGAUUAACAAAGACCACAGGCUCCUGAAAGGCGGCAGUGUUAAAGAUGUUUUGUGAGAUCUCAACCUUUCCACUAAACCUCUAGCCAAUUUAGAAUAAUAUUCCAUGUUUCUAUGUCAAUACCUAUUAAAUUCUGAUGGAAAUACAACUGCAAUCAAUUGCUACCUAAAAAAAGAACUGAAUUUUCCAAUUGAUACUGAUAUGAUUUUUUUAAAAAUAAAACAGACAAUACAUUAACUUUAUAUAAUAUGUUAUGGUCAAUGUUUAGUGAAAACUAUAAGGUUAAUUUUAAAAGCAAUUUGUAAUUUAAAUAUCAUUAAAAGUGUUACAUGCAUACCGUAUUUAUUUAAUUGCUUGUAAUUUCUAUAAUCAUAAUUGUAACGUGCGUAUUGCACACCAGUGUUUGAUAUUAUAUAGACAUAAUAUAUUGCUUGUACAAUUUGGAUGAGAAUGAACAAAACAAUUAAAAGAUGGAUUCCAGACACAUGAAUAUAAUGUAUUAUCAAAAGUUGGUUGGACUAAGAAAAGCCUUAGUCGGCUCGUUGAAAUAAAAAAAAAUAAAAAUCAUCUUAAUCUAUGUUAAACGUUCCCAUUUAUUGCUUCUUUACAUAUAUAACUAUCAUAACGCUUCACAGUGUAAUGUAAAUGUUUGCUAAAUGCUUUGUUAUAAUAUACGCAUAUACUAACCUUAUCUAUAUAGACAGAGAUUAUCAAAUUUAAUAUUGUCGAAGUUAUAUUAAUUAAAAAUAACUGUUAUUCAUAUGAACACUGUUUUUGUAUUUCAAGUGAAUGUAUUGCAUAGUUUAUGUUAUUCUAUAACUUUAAAUUUCUUUUUAUCACAUCCAGGUUAAGUAACACUAAAUAAAUGUAUAUACUUUCAUCGUCAGUAACGCAAAUUUAAACAAUACAAUAAGAUUAUAUCUUAACUAUCAUCGUAAAGAUCUUGUAGGUUAUUUUUUUGUUAAUUUAGAUAGAUGUAAGAUGAGGUAUGAUUGCCAAUGAGACAACUCUCAAUCCAAGUCACAAUUUGUAAAAGUAAACCAUUAUAGCUCACGGAGCCUUGGCUCACACAGAACCGCAAGCUAUAAAGGGCCCCAAAAUGACUAGUGUUUAUCUAUUAAAACAGAAAAACCAAAGGUUUAAUCCAUAUAAAAAACGAGAAAAGAGAUACACUUAUGAAUCACAUCAACAAACGAUAACCACUGAACAUCAGGUUCCUGACUUUGAAUAGGUGCAAACAAAUGCACCAGAUUUAAACGUUUUAAUAGAAGCCAACCUUCACCCUUACCUGAUCAAUAACAUCACAACAUAGAGAACACACUAUGAAAAAUCAAUUUAAAUGGGAUAACUAGAUCAAAAGACAUAUUAACAAAAACAAUGAACGAAUCAAUUUGAUCUAUGAUACAAUUUAAAUACUAUGUAAAUAAAAGUAUGCUUAUUCUUGUAUUUCACAGGUAUUGACAUGUUUGUGAUUGUGUGAAAUAAAAUAAAAACACAAUACUUGAUAUUCUAUAGCUUUUACUCAAAUUUAAAAACUACAGCUCUAAUAAGAAAAAAGAAAUGCGAUCUACACCAUUAGUGGAAAUGAUAAAGACAAUAACAAUAUCAUUUCAAGCAGUCAAUCCAUCAUUCAUAAAACAAGACUAUAGAUUUAUCAGAAUUAAUCAUCGAAACAUCUAUGGGUAGACUCAGGUGCGCCGAACUGAACCUGUAAGAAGUUCCUAAUGCACUGUUAGAAAAAAAUCACUGCAAGUAAAAGUUGGUGGUAAGUCGACUUUUCUGAUGUCACAACCGAGAAAAGAUGACAGAACCGUGACUGCGACAUGGAACAUGUGCGUAUUAGUCUGUUAACCAAAUCCUUAUCGGUCAACCAAAUUAACUAUCGAGAAAAGUAGUUUGUACAUAUUACUAUCAUAAGCUCAUUGCAUUCAUUUAAUAUUAUGGAAGUGAGAUUUCCUUAUUGCGCUCUUUUUGAGUAUUGCUUGUUUCGUUUUUAUUAUCUUUUCAGCUGUACUGAAAUCUUCAAUAAAUGAGUAUGCAUUAAUGUUUUGUUCGGUUUCAAUUAACUUUAAUAUGUUGAAGUCUACAGGCCACCGAUGAAUUAACAAUAUGCAGAGUUUUGAUUAAUUUUCGACGAUAUCCUCUAAGUCACGUUUUUUACAAAACAAAGAUGAAUAACAUUAACUGGGAAUAAAAAUAACCAAUUCCAACUUUAUGUUAACAAUAAAUGAAUAAAGGCAACAGUAGUAUACCGCUGUUCAAAAGUUAUAAAUCGAUUGAGAGAAAACAAAUCCGGGUUACAAGCUAACAUCGAGGGAAACACAUCAACUAUAAGAGGAAAACAACGAAAAAACAGAAAACAGAAGUGCAACAAAAAACAAACAACAUGCAACAUACAUAGAAACGAACUAUUAGAUAGCAAAUGUCCUAUUCCUGACUUGAUACAUGACAUUUAAAGAGAAAAUUGUGGAUUGAACCUAGCCAAACCUCCGCGCUGUAUAGCAAUGUUAAAUAUACCGCUAUAUGAUUAUUAAUCAACACAUACAGUUUUACUUGAAUGGCACAAUUUAUGUUUUUCAUCUUGGUUAGUCUAUAUUUCUGUCAGAGAUUACAUUGUAUUGAACCAUUGUCCAUGUAUGUGCGAUCAUGUUAUGGUAGGGCAUUUAAUGUCAUAUCUUGGUAAUAUUUCAAUUGAUAUUUGAUAAUUAUUUAUUCAAGCAAAACUACUUUAAAGAUAUUUUUUUUCAAUUUUCAAUUUGAAUUCUGCUUGAAAAAAAAAACAACAGAAAAUUAAAAAAAUAUUGGGGGUGGGGGUGGGUAAACAUAUUACAUUUUAGAUACAAGCUGUUAAAAGUAACUGAAUGAUAUGCCAAUAGUACAAAGAAUAUAUAGGGAAAAACGCAGCCUAGUCUUUUUCUUUUAUUGGUUAACCGUCCAUCAAUACAAAGGAACAAAGUGAAGGUUCAGAAACAGAUAUCUACCGGCUUGUUAGCUGACAUCAGAUGAUAUAAAAACAACAAUACGUAAAAUACAAACAUUAUACAAUGGAAAUAGUAUAAAGGACGAACAACCAGAGCGUAGUGUGAUACAUCACCAGCACCUUUCAUCGGAAAAUCAACUUGAUGUACAUUUCUGGAUAAGUUGAUCUGUUGAUAUGCUAAUACUGCCUGAAGUCCAAGAAAACGUACAACAGAGUUGGAUAAAAUGUGUAGUGCUUUUUUGAAAGACAAUUGAAAGCGUAUUUAGCAAAGAGGACCAGAGCUACAACCUAGUCAGAUUUCAAAUGAACGAGCACUUUACGCAAUCAAAGCUUCAAUCAUCUGACAAAAAUGAGACAACGUUCAAAAGACUCUAGAAGAAACCUCAUCAGAACCUUGUGAAUUUUUAGUUAGUACUUUGAAAUGUCAAACUAACAUGGACUGUAAAUGUAAUUGUACCAUUUGCAAACUUCUAGUAAACAAUGAAAAAAGAAUUAAAAAAAGGAGUUAAAAUUGUAAGAAAUGUGUACAAAGAACAAAAAAAAACACACAAAAUUAAAGAAAAAAGAAAAAAAGAAAAAAAGAAAAAAGAAAAAAGAAAAAGAAAAGAAAAAAGAGAAAAGAAAAG
This is a messenger RNA of Mytilus californianus (California mussel), 4910 nucleotides long. Its product is annotated as slit homolog 1 protein-like. The record is from RefSeq and is a predicted model, not a curated record. Gene Ontology annotation, cellular component: plasma membrane. Lineage: Eukaryota; Metazoa; Mollusca; Bivalvia; Mytilida; Mytilidae. The transcript has 14 exons. The coding region runs from base 101 to 1051 and encodes 316 amino acids. Gene Ontology annotation, molecular function: protein binding.